AUGUUCACCUGCAGGAGUGGGACGUCAUUCGAAUCCAUGGGCUCCCACUUUGAGCACGCUGGGGAAGAGGCGCGGCCAGGCAUGAGCGAUGAAGAUUUUGCUCUGCUCAUGCAGCAGCAAGAGCUAGUCAGGGGCUUUGGAGGCGUUCCAGUGGGGGAGCCGGGCGGCUACACAUCUGCAACAGAGUCUGCAGAGAACGAGGGCGACUACCAUGACGAGGAGUACACAUACGAGGAGCUCUCCGCUCUGGGGGAGGUUGCAGGGACCAUCAGCAAGGGCCUGAGUGCGGAGGCCUUGGCGGCCCUGCCCAGAAUGUCAUGGGCGGAGGCGGCAGAUUCGCGAAGUGGAGCCCUGGACACCAUGUGA
Messenger RNA from Auxenochlorella protothecoides, 366 nucleotides. RefSeq lists its product as hypothetical. The record is from RefSeq and is a predicted model, not a curated record. NCBI's taxonomy places the organism in Eukaryota, Viridiplantae, Chlorophyta, Trebouxiophyceae, Chlorellales, Chlorellaceae. Bases 1 to 366 code for a protein of 121 amino acids. The transcript has 2 exons.